Molecule: messenger RNA, 2405 nt
Organism: Procambarus clarkii (red swamp crayfish)
Lineage: Eukaryota; Metazoa; Arthropoda; Malacostraca; Decapoda; Cambaridae
Product: cylicin-2
Source: RefSeq, a predicted model, not a curated record
GUCUCUCUCAGAGAUCACUUACAAAACCUGCCCUGAAUCUUGUACUCCUUGCAUGACAUCUUGGCACUCAAGGUGUAAUGCUUUGUUAUCAAAACGCUUCGUGUAGUGAUAUAUACUAGGCUGCAAACUACAGUGUGAUUAGUCCCUCUCAAUCCUUACUAAAGUGCAAACGUGAACUGAAGAGAGAGAUCUAGGCAUAUAAUCGAGGAAUUGUAAGAUUUGAAAUAAGAUUGAUCAGGGAUACGAUAUCAAAUUUCAUUCUGGAAUUAAAGACGGACGAUUUCGGACACAAUUCCUCUCCUAAACGGAACAUCUUCAACAGUUAAAAAGAAUCGGUACCUGAGGUGGACUAGGAGCCUAUCCCCCUCUCUCUCUAGUGAGAUUGGGCGCUCUGUAGGCGCAUUCGGCCAGCGCCUGCUGACCUCUAGUGACAAGCAGUGACCCCCUGGUGACCCCUGGUGACCCCAGGUGACCCCUGGUGACCCCUGGUGACCCCCUAGGACCCCAGGUGACCAGACACGAUGGAACGCAACAUCCCACACGUCUUAGACGUCUUCACGUGUUCUCCCAGAGCAAGGCGCCGUAGCCAUGCUACGGAAAUCAACCAGGUUGCAGCACAGCAGAAGGAUGCAGACCUGGCACAGAAGAACCCGGGCAACGACUCCGCUGUGUCUGUGGGCUCGAGCGACGAGGACGAGGCCAAUAUCUCCAAGUACUUCGACUACCUAAAUGAGGAUGAUCCUGGCAGCGGCAGCGCCUCCAAGAGGAAGAAGAAGAAGAAGAGUCUAGGGAAGGAAAACCAGGACAAUGAAAGUCAGGGGAAGGACAACAAAGAGGACAACAAAGGGAAAGAGAAGCAGGGAAACGACAAACCAUCAGAGAGAAGUAGCCGUAAGGGGGAGUACGAAAAGGACAUGAGGCACAUCGAACGCCACCUCUCCAUGAAGAAGACCAUUCGCAAGAAGAUGAUGCGCGAUCUCCAGCAGGCCUUCGUUGAAGAUCCCGGAGAGUUUCAGCAGGACCCGAACCGUAUGACCCCGGAGAAGAAGAACAACAUCGAUAUACGAAAUCUGACUUUCUCCAAAAGUAGGCUCUCUAAAUCAGAGCACAAUUUUCUGGAUAUGCUUAAAGAUGAAUCGCCGAAGGACAAGGACAAGAAGGAUCGCAAGGGAAUCCUAGGAUAUAGAGAUUUAAUGAAAAACAACAAAAAUAAAGAAUCGAAUGACGAACUCAAGGAUGACGACUCCGGCAAUGGGUCCCCGACGCGGGACUCUCCGAAGAAGGCCGUGAGCAAGGAGGACUUGAUAGACACGAAGGAUCCUGCCAAGGAAGAGAAAAAAGUCGGAUUUUGGAAGAAAUUAACCGGGAAGGGGAAGAGUAAGCGGUAAAAGGUCCAGCAGACUGUUCCCCUAACUGCCCCCGUAAUAACUGACUGUGAUAGCGUUCCUGUGCCUACUGCAGUAGCAGCCACUCUCCUUACCUUAAGCUCUCCUGUCCUUGUAUCGGGUCGUGCCUGUGUCGUCCCUUGUUGUAUGGGUCGUUCCUGGGUCGUUCUUUUGUGGUCUUAACCAUCAGCUGUCAAGACCAGUGUGUUGCCUCAGUCAUUCUUCUCCAGUUCUUUAUUUAACCUCUUGUUCGUGUUCACAUUCUCGUACGUCGGCACUUGUACUGUCAGCUUUAUUUCCUCUUGUAUCUUUAUUAUCGGCCGCAUUCAAUACAGAUAUAUGGUAUUGAAUAUACUUUUUUUACAUCUUUAUUCUCAGACAUAGUGUAGUGUCUCUACUCUGACAUAUUGUAGUGCCUCUACUCUCAGAUAUAGUGUAGUGCCUCUACUCUCAGAAAUAAUAUAGUGCCUCUACUCUCAGAUAUAGUGUAGUGCCUCUACUCUGACAUACUGUAGUGCCUCUUCACUCUCAGACAUACUGUAUUGUCUCUUUACUGUGACCUACUUUACUGCCUAUUUAUUCUGACAUACUCUUGUGCCUCUUGUCUGCAGCAUACCAUAGUCUCUUUACUCCAGCAUAGUGUAAAAGGCCUCUUUAUUGACAUACUCUAGUGCCUCUACCCUGACAUACCAUACCGCCUUAACUUUCAUAGUGCAAUAUUAUUUUCACAUCUGUUUCUCAACUUUUUCACUACAACGGAUUUUGUUCUCCUUCAAGUCUUCCAAAUUGCAGACCUCAUAAUUGUGCAGCUUAAGAUGAACCUCGUAUGUGUAUGUUUAUGUAAAAAAUUAGUGAUGUGUAUAUACAGUAGGCCUAAGUGUAUUAUAGAGGGAGAUGCAGUGGCCCAUUAUGUUCACAUUUGAUAAGUUAAGCUUGUAAUAUGUAAUAUGUAUACCCCCCACAAUUUUUAAUGUUGUAUUAUGUGUAUGUAUUCCCCACAAGUAUACUAUAUAUUACCAU